AUGUCCCAACCUUAUAGAAUUCAGGACAGCAGAAUCGGUAUGCGAAUUCAGCCACAAAGCAUACAAGACAACAACACUAGAGUGGCACGAAAUCGUUUCAGUCGUAGAGGCGGAGGUGAUAGAAUUUCACGUAAAAAUUCGGGUCGGAGCGACGUAAUUAGCUUCAGUGUUGAAGAAGCAGGCGAAACGUCGAUUAAUAGUAAUGAAUCAAUACCUACGGUAAUUGAGUCAAGUGACAAUGAAUCAACACCUACGGUGAUUGAGUCAAGUGACAAUGAAUCAACACCUACGGUAAUUGAGUCAAGUGACAAUGAAUCGACACCUACGGUAAUUGAGUCAAGUGACAGUGAAUCAACACCUAUGGUGAUUGAGUUAAGUGACAGUGAACAGGAACAAAUUCAACCUGAAAAUCCCAAUAAUCCAUCUUCUCAAAAUGUCACCCACAAUGCGAUACAACGUGUCUAUAUUGAUCUCGUGGAUGACAAUGAAGAGAACGAGGAAAAUGAGGAACAAAUUGAAAUAAUAUACAUUUCAGAUGAGGAGGUUGAAGUAAUUGAACUGAGUGACAGUGAGGAGCAAGUUCAACCUGAAAAUUCCAAUAACUCACCUUCUCAAAAUGUCACCCAGAAUGCGAUACAACGUAUCUAUAUUGAUCUCGUGGAUGACGAUGAAGAGGACGAGGAAAAUGAGGGACAAACUGAAAUAAUAUACAUUUCAGAUGAGGAGGAGCCCGAUUAUGAUAAUGAGGAGGAGCUCGAUAUAGAGCCAAGUAUCGUGGCAAAUCAAGCAGAAAUUCGCCGAAGAAUUCAGUUAUACGGCCAGAUACGUCCUCAAACUGAAGAAGAACGUUCACCAUCACCACGUGAAGGAUUCACCACAGAUUUAGAUAAAGAUACGAUUGUGAUUUGCUCUAGGUGCAAUCAUGGAAUGGAGAAUGGGAUGUGCGCAUUAUACUGUGGACAUGUGGUUUGUGUAGACUGUGGAACAUUAUACGAAGAAGAUAUGAUUUCUUUCUGUCGAGUAUGCAAAGAAUAUACUGCGAAAGACGAAGUUACUAGACUUUUCUUUUGA
Molecule: messenger RNA, 1071 nt
Organism: Ambispora leptoticha
Lineage: Eukaryota; Fungi; Glomeromycota; Glomeromycetes; Archaeosporales; Ambisporaceae
Source: the annotation of a GenBank genome assembly